UUCAACUCGAUUAGCCCUUUAGACUAAUUCAAAUUUGGAGUUCAUUUAUGAGUUAGAUUUCAGUCCCUUAUACAGUAAACUUUAACCUAAGUUAUAAUAUGUAGAUGUACACAGUACACAAGGAUAUCUAAUUUUUUACGUAGUUUGAAGUAAUCUCCUAGAGUCCUAGUUCCUAAUUGUUAUACAAGUAGUUAUUUUAUGUUUUUGUUUUACUAUAUAUACGUCAUACUACUACAUAUGUAUUUACUUCCUAAUAAAUGUCCUUGUUUGGGAAUUUCUCAAAAAAAAAAAAAAAAAAAAAAAAAAAAAAAGAGAGGCUAUUUUACUUACCUUAGUAUUUCCAUAUGUUCAACCAUGCAUAUUUAAUGAACAUAUAUUUAAAUUUAAUCUAGCUAACUCCACAACCCACAUCGGCCACAUGUUUAUAAAAUCGCAAUUAAUUACUCGGACAAUGUACGAAAGCAUGAAGGUAAGAGUAGAAAAUGCACUAGAAAGAGGGAAGGUUGAAGAGAGGCAUAUUGAUGACGAAGAAAUGUUAGACGCCUUUGCCAAAUGGACCAACAACUUUACACGUCAAGUUCACCCUACCGUAAUACAGGUUUUACUAUCUACUACGAAAGACAAAGACAUAACUGGUAAAUUGAUGCCAAACUUGAUUUAUGUAUCAAGAGAGAAAAGUAAGAUCCAUCACCAUCGCUUCAAGGCAGGUGCCCUCAAUGCUUUGGUUCGUGUAUCAGCAACAAUGACAAAUGCACCAAUAGUACUAACAUUGGACUGUGACACAUACUCUAAUGAUCCACAAACCAUCAAACGGGCUUUAUGUUACUUUUUGGAUCCUGAAACUCGGCCCACAUUAGCAUAUCUUCAAUUUCCACAAAUCUUUCGUGGGCUCAAUAAAGGUGACAUCUAUUUCAGUGAACAUAAACGUCUUUUCCAAAUUAACACAUUGGGAAUGGAUGGGCUUUCUGGCCCAAAUUAUGUUGGAACUGGAUGCUUCUUUCAACGUCGAGCCUUCUUUGGAAGUCCGUCAUCUUUGAUCCACCCUGAAGUCCCCGAACUUGGCCCCGAUCAUGUCGUAAAUAAGCCCAUUAGAUCACAAGAGAUUCUCAAAUUGGCCCACUCCGUCGCUGCUUGCAAUUAUGAGAACGAAGAGGAGUGGGGCGAGAUGUUGGGCUUCCGGUAUGGGUCAUUAGUGGAGGACUAUAAUACAGGCUACCGGAUGAAAUGUGAGGGAUGGAGGUCCAUGUUUUGCAGCCCACAAAGGCCGGCUUUCUUGGGGGACUCACCAGUGACACUAAUUGACUUGCUAAGCCAGUGUAAAAGAUGGAUGAAUGGGCUUCUUGACGUUCUCUUCUCAAGAUAUAGUACUAUGACUUAUGGUAUUCAGAAAUUGGGCCUAGUCAUGAGUUUCACUUAUACACAUUACACACUUUGGCCCAUUAUUUCCAUUCCAUUCACUAUUUAUGCUUUCAUCCCUCAACUUGCUCUCAUCAAAGGAAUUUCUACCUUCCCAGAGAUUUCAGACCCAAGGUUUAUGUUGUACAUAUUUCUAUUCAUUGGGGCCAACGGAAAAGACCUAAUAGACUUUCUUCUAGAGAAAGGAACAUUUGAAAGGUGGUGGAAUUCUCAAAGAAUGUUGAUGAUAUGUGGACUCUCAAGUUUCCUCUUUGGAUGCAUGGACUACACUCUUGGCUCAUUAGGCAUCGUGGUUCGUGGAUUUGAUGUGACUAGCAAACUACAAGACGAUGAACUCAGCAAGAGGUACGAUCAAGGGACUUUCGAGUUUGGUGUCGCGUCACCUAUGUUUGUGCCUAUGACAAUGGCAGCCAUAAUCAACCUGAUAUCCUUUGUUAUGGGACUUUUAGGGGUGUUUAGAAAGGGGAUGGAAAAUAUGGAAGGGCUUAUUUUGCAGAUUUUGUUGUCUGGUUUUGUGGUGAUUAAUUGCUGGCCACUUUAUCAGGCUUUGGUGUUUAGGAGUGACAAAGGGAGGAUGCCCACUAAAAUCACCUUAAUUGCUGCAUUUUUAGCUUCAAUUUUGAUUUUGGGAAGCUAAACUUAUGGUUUUAUAAACUCUUGUUUAUACAACUUACAUAAUUAUAAUGAAAUUCCCCUUCUAAAUAAAAUUUGAGUAGACCACAUACAUACGUCUCACGGUCUAA
Chenopodium quinoa (quinoa) is the source of this 2159-nucleotide messenger RNA. RefSeq names its product cellulose synthase-like protein G3. The transcript has 6 exons. Gene Ontology annotation, biological process: cellulose biosynthetic process; plant-type primary cell wall biogenesis. Bases 419 to 2053 code for a protein of 544 amino acids. Gene Ontology annotation, cellular component: plasma membrane; trans-Golgi network. Gene Ontology annotation, molecular function: mannan synthase activity; cellulose synthase (UDP-forming) activity. Lineage: Eukaryota; Viridiplantae; Streptophyta; Magnoliopsida; Caryophyllales; Amaranthaceae. The record is from RefSeq and is a predicted model, not a curated record.